This is a messenger RNA of Ascochyta rabiei, 342 nucleotides long. RefSeq lists its product as uncharacterized. The record is from RefSeq and is a predicted model, not a curated record. Bases 1 to 342 code for a protein of 113 amino acids. The transcript has a single exon. Lineage: Eukaryota; Fungi; Ascomycota; Dothideomycetes; Pleosporales; Didymellaceae.
AUGUAUCCGGUUACACGAUCCCUCAAAACAGCCAGAGUCUUCACGUUUGUUUCCAGUAGUCACUUGAACGUCUUUGUUUCAUUUCUUAGCCACAGGCCGAAACACACUCUAUUUUUACGAAUGACAGGAACGUUCCCACCUACUUUCAGGCCACAAAGGCGGACAGAACUAUCGAUCAGAUACGACCAUGAACGGAACGAGUGCAUCUCAGUGGACUUGGAAGACACCAUGACAUACCAAAGCUCAUCACUGGACUUGACGCAACGUUUGGAGCGGAAACUGGCGAAGUACAAUGCCUCCAAAAACGUCUUCACACGCUGGUUACUCGAACUCCUUAGUUAG